AUGAAGGAAAAUGGUGUACUGUGCUAUAAGUGCAAGAAGAAGAAUGCUGUAGUUUGCACAAGGGAGAAAUCGUGCAAGGAUUGCUUUUUACAACUGGUCGAAUAUACAUUUAAGAAUACGUUAAGGGAAAAAUGUCUGUUUAAAAGCAAGGGGGGUCACAAUUUUCAACUUCCAGGACAGCUUAUAAAGAAGAAUGAUAAAAGGGAGGAUAUGCAGGAACAGAAGUGCAACAAACCGGUUGCACAUGGGGAAUAUGCCCCCUGCCAGAAUGGACACUUGGCGGGAAGAAGCUGUUGCAAGGAGCUGAACGAAGGAAUGUGCUCGGACGGGAUAGAAAGGAAGGGAAAAAAUGUCACCACAUUGAGUAUGCAACCGGAAAAGAAAAAAACAGCUAUCGCGUUUUCCGGGGAAAUUUGCUCGUCUUUUCUACUCUUUCUGUUUGUAAAAUAUUUGAAAAACGUAAAAAAUAGGAAAAAUAAUAUGUUGCUGACAAAUGAAUUUUGCGUUUUUAGCGAAAUAAUAUUCGUAGACAUUUUUCAAGAUGAAAAUUAUAUUCUUAGUUUGAUAAGAUCUAUCGAGGAGAUAUUCCGCCGUUUCGAGGAGAGCGGCGAUUCGAAGGGGGGGAGUAACGAUGAGCAGGUGGACAAAUCGGCACACCAGGAAGUGUACCACACGGACAGCAAAUCUGAAGAACACGGGGAGGAAACCCAACACAGUCACAAACAUGACGAAUCGUCGCCCGCAAAUGGCUACGACAAGAUACCUUUCGUUAAGGGGGUAUUUAAAAAAAAAAUAAACAAAGUACACUUCACAGUGUUGAAAUGUAAUUAUUUUGUGAAUGAUCAGUAUAAAAGGGAAUUUCUAGUGCACUACGAUUUGGUGAAAAAGGAAAAAAAAAAUUAUUACCUAAAUUACAUAAACGAGCUAAUUAUAUACAAUGCCAUUUUAAAGUACAGCAUGGACGAGAACAUCAAUUACGUCCUCUUUGGAAAUAACGCAAAUAACAUCUCCAACAAAUCAUUUCUGUACACCAUACUUGGUAACGGAAUAAAUCUACCCAUAUGCACAGCAUACAUAGACAACAGAUAUAAGAAUAUAAAUUUGAUAAAGCCAUUGAGGGAUCUCCUAAAUAAAGAAAUAUAUAUUUACUGCUUUUAUAAAAAUAUUGCCUAUUUACGGAACACAUCCUUUGAUGGGAAUAUCGUCUAUAGCACCAUAAAUGAAAUGCUGUCUUCUCUGGAUUCGAAGAAUAACACUUCGUCCAUAAUUAACAACACGACGGGCAAUUUGGUAAACAUAGCCAAUUUGACCAACAUGACAAACGUGGCAAACAUGACAAGUGAUACGCAGCAACCCCGUGGAGGAAAGAAUCAAGAGGACUACAACCUUACUAAUGUGAAUAGGCAAGAUGGAGAAAAAAAUAGCGACGUAGAAGUUAUCCCAGAAAAGUUACACCGCCACAGCGAUAUUGAAAAGGGUCACGGCGCAAACACGUAUAAGAAUUUCUUUGCCUGCCAUAUAUGCUCAGGCAAUAAGGAGACACAGGAAGAGAAGGAGUUUAUAAAAAAGAUGAACAAAAUUCAGUUAACAAACUUGGAGAAAAUGAAGCACACCAGUUUGAUUUGUUCCACGUGCUUGAGCAUAUUUUCUUCCAGCGAUAACUGCGUGAAUCUUUUUAAUGUCUUCUUUUAA
Plasmodium coatneyi is the source of this 1692-nucleotide messenger RNA. RefSeq lists its product as uncharacterized. The record is from RefSeq and is a predicted model, not a curated record. Gene Ontology annotation, cellular component: cytosol. Gene Ontology annotation, biological process: tRNA wobble position uridine thiolation. NCBI's taxonomy places the organism in Eukaryota, Apicomplexa, Aconoidasida, Haemosporida, Plasmodiidae. The coding region runs from base 1 to 1692 and encodes 563 amino acids. The transcript has a single exon. Gene Ontology annotation, molecular function: sulfurtransferase activity; tRNA binding.